AUGGGCCCUGAUCAUGGCGUUCUCGGAGCCACCUUCAAGGCCACGAGGGCGUUGCAGAUGGCUUCCAUGAUUGCCAUUAUUGGUAUCACGGCCAACUUCAUUUCCGAAAUGGUCAGCGCUGGCGCAACCCCUCCACCGGUAUUGGUGGCAACAUUGAGCAUCGUCUGCAUUUCAGUUCUGUACUGCGCCAUUACACUCAUUCUGUAUUUCGACAGCAUUCUCCCCUUCCUUAUCAGUGCUGGCAUCGACUCAGUCUUCUUGAUCGCGCUCGUCGUGGUGUCGGUCGUCAUUGGGAGGCCGCUAUCAUACCUCAACUGCCCAGAAUUGGACAAAACCUCCAAUGCCACAUCAAGCGCCUACGACUUUACUUCGGCACUCGGAAACAGCCUCAACAAAAGUGGCAAAGUCAACUACUCUUCCUGGAUCGGCACUUCCAAAUCCACCUGCCUUGAAAUGAAGUCAAUCUGGGGGUUGAGCAUCGCUUUGUGCAUCCUGUUCACCUUGUCGGCGGUCAGUACCAUCUGCCUGUGGAAAAGAACCAAGCAGGCACCUGUCGACAAGAGCGACGCUUGA
Messenger RNA from Exophiala spinifera, 573 nucleotides. RefSeq lists its product as uncharacterized. Bases 1 to 573 code for a protein of 190 amino acids. The transcript is spliced from 3 exons. NCBI's taxonomy places the organism in Eukaryota, Fungi, Ascomycota, Eurotiomycetes, Chaetothyriales, Herpotrichiellaceae. The record is from RefSeq and is a predicted model, not a curated record.